Molecule: messenger RNA, 633 nt
Organism: Blepharisma stoltei
Lineage: Eukaryota; Ciliophora; Heterotrichea; Heterotrichida; Blepharismidae
Source: the annotation of a GenBank genome assembly
AUGUUUCAGAGGCAUGCCAUUAACAAUGAAUACACUAUCGAUAUCCAGAAAUGGAGUGUUGAGUAUUCGGAUCUGACAUCUCAAGUAGAUUCAAUCAAGGCUUUAUAUCCGGCAUUUUUUGUAGAAAAUAAUGACCUUAUAAUGAAUUUAGACCUAUUUCGAGAGCAAAAUGUAGUUUAUGUACUCCUUUACUCUGCAGUCAUGCUUCAAUGGCCUUCUUUGAACCCAACAGUCUUAUUUUCUGUAGAUGAUAUCAACGAGGGCACAGUUUUUGAUACAUUUGCUAUAAAUAGAAUGAAGUUUAAUUUUGGCAUGCUCUCAAAUUGCGAAUGUAUUAAUUUUUUAACAAAUCAAAAUAUCGAUAAUGAAAUCAAAACACUCACAAGAACUUUAGCACUCUAUUUCUAUAUUAGGGCGCAAAGGGGCAGUAUUACACUCGAUUUAGAUUUAUUAGAAGGCAGAGAGUACAAAUGAAAUAAAUGUAAGGUUUUCCAAAAAAAUGGGGGAUUAGAAGCGUUUUUAAGAAUCUUUAUAACACAAGCAUUUGCAAGGAAGUAUAUAAAAAAAUUAUACGUGCUAACGAUGAAAGUGAUUUUGAAAUCAAGCUUGCAGAAAUCUUUGAAUAUGUGAUAG